Messenger RNA from Exophiala oligosperma, 2838 nucleotides. RefSeq lists its product as uncharacterized. The transcript has 3 exons. The record is from RefSeq and is a predicted model, not a curated record. NCBI's taxonomy places the organism in Eukaryota, Fungi, Ascomycota, Eurotiomycetes, Chaetothyriales, Herpotrichiellaceae. Bases 1 to 2838 code for a protein of 945 amino acids.
AUGAGUAUCACUAAAGACUUCACUUAUCAGCGCAGUUCGGAUGGCACCACUUGCACCAUUGUCGCUAGCGAUCUCGUCUUCACUCCUGACUUGAUUGACCCAAAACAGGACCAUGUCAUAUAUGCCGAUUCUCUCACCUUUGAUACAUCAAGAGGUGAUCUAUGGUUUCCUGGUCAUAGCCUAACCAUCUACGCCCGCCAGCUGUUCCAAUCCUCGCCAGGAUCUGGAAGCAUUUCCACCAAAGGGGUCGACUGUAUCCUAGGUGCUCCAGCAGGAAAGGACAAAACAAACGACGACCCGAAAGUGAAUGGGAACAAUCCCAACGGGCAAGAUGGCGACCCGGCAAAGCCAGAAGAUUUUGGCGGAGAUGCUGGCGAUAUCACCAUUGUCGUAGGUGAAAUCCCCAAAGCAAUGUCGUUCAAUGUUAGUGGCGGCAAAGGGCGUGCAGGACAGGAUGGGGGCGAUGCUGCGGUGGGACUUAUAGGCCCUUCCGGCCGAGACGACGACCUCUCUAGUAAUCACAAGAAAAGGUAUUCUGAAGGAACGAUCGGAGGCGUUGGUUGCGAAGGCGGCAAAGGGGGCGACUCAGGCAUCCCCGGCCGAGGUGGAUCGGGGGGCAUGUUCCACUGCAACACUCUCAUUGAUGUGAGGGUUUCUGGCGUACUUAUAAAUGUGGGACAUAGAGGCGGUAUGCCUGGUGAUCCGGGAAAGGGCGGUCUCAAAGGGCCUGGAGGUCCUGGCGGCAUCGGCGGAAGGAGGUACAAAUGGCAUCAUUAUCCAAUGGCGGGAGGUGAGUACAUCGAUGACGGGCGUUACGAUAAUGGGCCGCAAGGUCCGCCAGGAAAAGAUGGUCGACAACGAACAGGUUCUCUCGGUUCAAGAGGAGAAUUGUGGUUCGACACUAUUAACGACCUCACAAAGUACUUCCAGCCAGACGACCACCUUUUCGGCUACCUUCAGCUGCUUCUGCAGGUGGUCAAGGUCAAAUACCUGGACGGUGAUUAUUCCAGGACGAAAGAGAUGCUCACUUGGAUAUACGGUAUUACCAAAGCCCCCAGCACAACGGACAAGUGGCAAGGCCUGCACGAUGAAAGCCGCGUGCUUCUCGGGAGACUCUCGAGAGGCUUGGACUAUUUCGGCAACGCCGUCAAUUUCGUCCCCUUGGCCUCGUUCAAUCUAUAUUGCUCUUCAGUAACAAACAUGCUGAUUCUCGGGAGCCACAUCGAAGACGUCUUCCAGAACUUCACAACCUUUCUGGCCGACCAAACCAAAACAUACAAAGAUUUCGACGCCGCCUUCAAGCAGGCACAAGAUGUGAUCAAUGCGUACACACAGAACAGGGACACGACCAUCAAGCAAAGAAAGGCUCUUUGGGACGAGUGUUUGGAUCUUGGGAACCAGAUUGCUCAAGCGAAGCAGGUUAUGAUGGACGCGGAAGAAAAGUUCAAGGAUGCGGUCAAUCGGAAGGCCAAGUGUCUGGCCUUUAAAGACAUCCUAGGCUUGGUAGCCACCAUAGUCGCCUGCCCGGAGAAUGUGGCGUCCGUCAUGGAUUCACUUGAAAAACUGUCUGCGUCCGCGUUGGCGAGCAAGGUCAUCUCCAUCGCCGGUGAACUGCCGACAGAUUACCUCAAACUCUGCCAGACCAUCGACAAGAUAAGCAGUGACUUUACAGACAGUGCCGACCUGUUCAAGAAGGUUCAGGCUCACGUCGACGACGACGGUGCCAAGCUCGUCACCAGCGUCGAGGACUUUGACAUCAAACUUGAGGAGUUCGCCAGCAUGCCAGAGGCCGCCGACUACAAGAUCGCGGUCCACCACUACGCCAACCUGUGCACGACGCGCAAUGCCAAAAUCGUCGAGUGCUCCAAGAUGGACGAGCUCAUCCUGUCGUUCGAAGGCAAGAUCCUCCAGACCAAGGCACAAUUGGACCAACUGCAGUCGGACAAGGCAUCCCUCGCGGAUCCGACGACGGCGCCGUAUCGAAAUUUCAUGCUGAGCCUCUACCAGAACUUCAAGGACAAUAUGCUAAACUAUCUCUUCUACGAGAUCAAUGCAUUCAAAUACCGCACGCUGCAGGAUUUCGACAAGAUCUUGCAGAGUGGAAACACUUUGGCAGAGUUCCAAGUCCUCCAGUCCGACAUCCUCGCCGCGGCCAUCGACUUUGAGAAUUCCGCAGGACACGAAACCCCGUACUCGGACACCAAGCUCGAUGUGACGGCGUUGGCGGCCCCCAACUGGCAGGGUACAUUCUCCACCACCGGAGUCUUGGAUUUCCAAGUGCCACUCGACAUCCACGCCUUUGCAGGGUGGUCAGAAGUGAGGGCUCUGACGUUCCGCGCGUCUCUGGUCGGGUUGAAGUCGUCGUCGUCGUCGUCGGCGGCGGCGGCGGCGGCGAGUGGGAGUGGUGGUGGGCAAGAAGACAUCUACAUCACCCUCACCUGUCACGGUGACAGCACGAUCGUGGCCAGGGACGGCAAGAAACACCGGUUCACUCACAACGCCGUCCAGAGUGUAUACCAGUACAAACUUGGCUCGGAUGGACGGGAGCAGUACGAGGCCGGAGGGACCCUGGCGGACAGUGUCGGGACUGGCGCCGAAACAAAGACAAUCGCAUUGAGUCCCUUUUGCACCUGGUCGCUGCGUGUCCCCAGGCAAGACAAGAGUGGGAAUCCUCUCAAUGUCGGGGUUGACUUGACGACCGUGACGCAGGUGCUUCUGUUCUUUUCAGGAACUGCUGUUGGGUCUGCUGCUGGUGGUGGCGGCAGCAGCAGCAGCAGGCAAGGCAAUGAAACUUCCAAAUGGGCAGAAUGCAAAAGAAUCAGUAGACGUCAAUGGUAA